AUGGAGGAAUCAGAGAGGCGACCAUGUGGGGGGGGGGGCUCAGUCCCAGGUCGAAAGCGUAUCAACCGGUACCGGCACGAGGGCCAUAUGAGGUUGUUCAACGACUACUUUGCCGAUCCUCCCGUGUACCCCGACUACAUAUUCCGACGCAGGUUCCGGAUGAAACGCAACCUGUUUAUGAAGAUAGUUGCAGCUGUUGAAGAGAAGGACCCCUGGUUCGUGCAGCGGAGAAACGCAGCUGGAGAGCUUGGGCUAUCGGCAUUGCAAAAAGUGACUGCGGCAUUUCGUAUGCUAGCAUACGAUGCGCCGGCUGAUUCUCUCGAUGAGUGCCUUCGUCUUGGUGAGAGCACCAUCAUUGAGAGUAUGCGACGUUUCGUCAAUGCUGUUGUGCAGGCAUUCGGCGAUGAGUACCUUCGUUCUCCUAAUGAGGAGGACACUGCGAGGUUGCUCGCCAUCAACUCGCGCAGAAGCUUCCCCGAUAUGUUAGGAAGCGUUGAUUGUAUGCAUUGGAGGUGGAAGAACUGCCCUACGGCGUGGGCAGGGUCUUACACGGGGCAUGUUAACGCUCCAACUAUCAUUCUUGAGGCGGUAGCAUCGCAGGACCUGUGGAUCUGGCAUGCAUUUUUCGGCAUGCCUGGUUCGCUAAACGACAUCAAUGUCCUCCACCGAUCACAUCUCCUCGAUGACUUAGCCGCCGGACAGGCACCGAAGGCCACGUUUGUGAAACCCAUUCCGUCUCCUGUCGGCCGCAAGCGGCAACACUUUGUCGUGCAACAAGCGGCGGCUCGCAAGGACGUGGAGCGCGCCUUCGGAGUACUUCAGUCGCGGUUUCCCAUUGUUCGAGGGGCAACACGGUUGUGGGACGAGGAAACCUUGUCCGCCAUCAUGACCGCAUGCAUAAUCAUGCACAACAUGAUUAUUGAAGACGAGCGCGAAGACGACGAUGUGGACUAUGUGUACGAGAGAGCAGGUGAAGACGUGCAGGCUUCUCACGACGUGACGCCACCAUUGAUGGUCUUGAGCCAACGGUACAAUGCAAUUCGAUGCAAGCAGAAUUUGACAACACAAUCUGAAAUUUCAGGACACAAUCUGAACUUUGAGACCACAUCUUUGGAAAUUUCAGACCACAGGCUUAAAUGUGACACCACAACGUGA
Phragmites australis (common reed) is the source of this 1155-nucleotide messenger RNA. RefSeq lists its product as uncharacterized. NCBI's taxonomy places the organism in Eukaryota, Viridiplantae, Streptophyta, Magnoliopsida, Poales, Poaceae. Bases 1 to 1155 code for a protein of 384 amino acids. The transcript has 4 exons. The record is from RefSeq and is a predicted model, not a curated record.